Messenger RNA from Polistes canadensis, 1884 nucleotides. RefSeq names its product zinc finger protein 561-like. Lineage: Eukaryota; Metazoa; Arthropoda; Insecta; Hymenoptera; Vespidae. Gene Ontology annotation, molecular function: RNA polymerase II transcription regulatory region sequence-specific DNA binding; DNA-binding transcription factor activity, RNA polymerase II-specific. The record is from RefSeq and is a predicted model, not a curated record. Gene Ontology annotation, biological process: regulation of transcription by RNA polymerase II. Gene Ontology annotation, cellular component: nucleus. The transcript is spliced from 4 exons. Bases 43 to 1884 code for a protein of 613 amino acids.
AGAAAAUAAAAAAUAAAAAUUCAAUUUUGUGUAAUAAAGACAAUGAUGAGAAUGACAGGUUCAUUUUGUGUUCUUUGUAGUACAAAUAUUGAUGCGUCUUCCUGCGUAAAUAUCUUUACGCCUCUUCUAUACAAUAAUGAGUUACUAGUAAAUUUUAUAAUACGCGAAUUCAAACAGAUGUCAUCUAAUCUACAUAGUCCGUACAUCUGUUUUCGUUGUUAUAAAUUAUUUCAAAUGUUAGAACGAGCACAAUGGAUCAUUAAUAAUGUUCGUUGUGAAAUUUUAAAAUCUCACCAACGUAUAUUACCGAAGAAUACAGAUUAUCUUGUAGACAAUACUCAAAUUUUUGAAGCUAUCCAAACUAAACGGGAUUUAGAUCAGACAACAAAUGGACCAAAACAUAUUACAGAUCUAAGUUAUUUGAAUUAUUUGAAUAUUAAUCCAAACCUUAUGGCCUCUCAUAACAUUAAAAAUAUUGAACUAAUUGAUUCGAGAGAUAUCUUUAAAGAAGAAACAGAUAUUGAUAGUAAAGUUUCAGAAAGCGUAUACAAUAUUAUUAAAAAUAAUAGCUAUUGUAAUAUAGAUUAUAAGAAUAAUGAUAAUGUAAAUAAAGAUACGAAGAUUGAAAUAUAUAAUAAAAAACGAGAUUUGAUUAUGCAAAUUUUAGAAAAUGAUUUUCGCAAAUAUAUGUUAAAUGAUAUAGUAGAACGAGAUAUCACAGAACAAGAAAUUUCUAAUAAACAGUGUAAGUUCUGUACCGAAUCAUUUAAGACCAAUGAGGAAUUAAAUGUACAUUUAUUAAAACAUAAUGAUAUACAAUUAUAUCAGUGUUCUGAAUGCAAGGAAAUACUCAUAAGUGUUUCACUUGCAAGUAUGCAUGUAUUAAAAGCACACAGUGAAAAUCAACAUUGCGUUAAUAUUUUACCAAUUUCGUAUAAAAAUGAAAUAGAACCUUCUCUUAAUGAUGUCUCUCUUUUUCCACAAAAUAAUACGGGAACAUUAAAUGAUAUAAAGUCAAAUACUUUUGAACAUACGGAGAUCGAUAAAAAUAUAUCCGAAAUAAGAGAUAAUACAAUGUCUACUAUAGAAAAUAAAGAAGUUGCAGAAAGCAAUGCUAUUAACUCCAUAGAUGAAAAGAGCAAAGUAAAUUCAAAUUCUGUUUCUUGGAAAUCGAGAGGAAUAUUAAAUUACAGUUUAAAACCAUUUAAACAUACAUGCUCUAAGUGUAAUAAAAAGUGGAAAACAUCUACGGAAUUAAAGAUACAUAUGAAAUCUCAUUCAAAUAUAAGACCAUAUAUGUGUGAAAUAUGUGGUCAGGCUUAUAAAUAUAAACAAGCUUUAAAUAUACAUAUUGAUAUGCAUAAUGGAAUAAGCCCAUUUCAAUGUUCUUAUUGUAACAAAUGUUUUACACAAAAAGGUGCAUUAGUGAGACAUCUACCAAUGCAUACCGGAGAAACACCAUAUCAAUGUGAAUUAUGUGGCAAAAGAUUUAUACAUCAUUCAUCAUACAACAUGCAUAUAUUGUCUCAUACUGGAAAAAAAUCUUAUCAAUGUCAUAUAUGCGAUGCAUCAUUGCUUUCUACAUCACAUUUAAAAAGACACAUGCGAGUACAUACAGGUGAAAAACCAUAUAGCUGCAUCGUAUGUGGAAAACGUUUCGCGCAACGAUACAAUUUACAAUCUCAUAAAAAAAUACAUAGCAUAUCAGAAACAACGACAAAUGAUACUGAAGAUUUACUAAACUUGUGUAACCAGUGUAACUCAUUAUGUCAAGAAGGACACAAAUGUAAUGAGCAAAUAAAAAAUCAAUCCAAUUCAGAUAAAAAUAUUACAACUACGGAAAAAGUAAUUAAUUAUAAUUGCAGUUUAGAAUCCUUGGUAUAA